Triplophysa rosa is the source of this 1089-nucleotide messenger RNA. RefSeq names its product histone-lysine N-methyltransferase 2D-like. The annotation marks the transcript as partial. The record is from RefSeq and is a predicted model, not a curated record. Lineage: Eukaryota; Metazoa; Chordata; Actinopteri; Cypriniformes; Nemacheilidae. The transcript has a single exon.
UCACUUCCCUCAGAAGAACACAGUGAAACAAUCCCCUCAAUAGAACAUAGUCGAUCACUUUCCACAGAAGAACACAGCCACUCACUUCCCUUUGAAGGACACAGCCAAUCACUCCCCUCAGAAGAACACAGCCAAUCACUCCCCUCAGAAGAACACAGCCAAUCACUCACCUCAGAAGAACAUAGUAAAUCACUCCCCUCAGAAGAACACAGUCAGACAAUCCUGUCAGAAGAACACAACCAACCACUCCCUUCAGAAGAAGACAGGUGCUCCCUCCUCUCAGAACACAGCCGAACAGUCCCCAUAGAAGAACACAGCCAAACACUCCCCUUAGAAGAACACAGUCGAUCACUACCCUCAGAAGAACACAGUCCAUCACUCCCCCCAGAAGAGCACAGUCCAUCAGUCCACUCAGAAGAACACAGUCGAUCACUCCACUCAGAAGAACAUGGUCAAACACUCCCCUCAGAGGAACACAGACGAUCAUUCCCCUCAGAAGAACACAGCCAAACACUCCCUUUAGAAGAACACAGGCGCUCCCUCCUCUCAGAACACAGCCAAACACUCCCCUCAGAUGAACACAGUCACUCACUCCCCUCAGAACAACACAGUCAAAUAAUCUCCUCAGAAGAACACAGCCACUCACUCCCCUCAGAACAACACAGUCGAUCACUCCCCUCAGAAGAAAACAGUCAUACAAUCCACUCAGAAGAACACAGCCUCUCACUUACCUCAAAAGAACAUAGUCAAACAGUCCCCUCAGAAGAACACAGUCACUCACUACCCUCAGAUAAACACAGUCGCUCACUCCCCUCAGAUAAACACAGUCAGUCACCCCCCUCAAAAGAACACAGUUUCUCACUCCCUUCAGAUAAACACAGUCAGUCAUCCCCCUCAGAAAAAUACAGUCAAACACUCCCCUCAGAAGAACACAGUCAAACAGUCCCCUCAGAAGAACACAGUCGCUCACUACCCUCAGAUGAACAAAGUCGCUUACUCCCCUCAGAAGAACACAGUCGCUCACUCCCCUCAGAAGAACACAAUCAGUCACCCCCCUCAGAAGAACACAGUCGCUCACUCCCCUCAGAA